CCUGUUGCAAUCAUGUGUGCAGUGCAUGCAAGGAGCAACAGUACAAAAAAGAAAACAAUCGUAAACAGCACAACCGGGAGCUGAAAAUUACCUUAAAUUACAGGAAAUACUUGUAAUUCUAUGGAGCUGCUAGUCCAGCAAAUUCAAAAGGGAUAUCACACAGCCAGUAGAAUCCCAGUUCGUAAAAUAUAUAUCGAUGAGGAUCCGGCCAAGGAGCAGGCGAUCCCAUGCCCUCGUUGUUUAGAUCGCAAUAAACAAAACAUGAUGCGUUAUCUGUUUCUCAACUUAAAUGAAGCUAUAUACAAGUGUGAAGCAAAUGACUGCAUGUAUCCCUUCCGAAAUUUUAAGUUUAAAAAUUUCGAGGAAAGUACUGUGUACCAUUAUCAACGACAGUCACCAGAUAUCAGCUUUGGGAAUAACUUUUCCAGCGAGUGCUAUAGUUACGAAAACUCAAUGGACAAUGUUGCAGCAAUUGAUUUCAGCUUAGACUUUUUAGCUGGUAAUAAUGGGGGCACUGAACUGCAGCCGCAAAGCCCAACGCCUGCUGAACCAACAUCAUCACAAUGCUUACCUGCAGCAUCCGAUUAUGCAAAUCUUUCAACAAGCUUCGAUACAGGAUUUAUUGACGAUAUGUUACAAGAUCUGUUUCCUUCGACGGUGAACCCUUCACUGAAAGUGAACGAUGUUCUGGACCAAAAAAUCGAUCCGAUCGUGCCCAUUCAAGCUGCGCCGGCAUGUACUGAAGAUGUAACAGUUGCUUUACCAUGUAAUGCGGUUGAGCAAUCUACAAAAUUAAUCGGGCGGAAGCUCGAAAAAUGCUUAAAAGUAUUUGAUAAACCCUCCAACACUAGUGAAGAAGAGCUGUUCAAAAAACCAAAAUCACCGGAAAGCAACAGCCUUGUUGUGGAACACAUUACUCCCACAAAACUAAGGAUAAAGAACAUUGGAGGUUCGAUGACGAAAACCAAAAUCAACACAACCGUCACGAAAGGUAGUAAGCACAAGAAAAGCAAAACAGCGGUAUUGUCGAUUGGUUUGCCAUCGCAUAGCGGUAGCCUGGCAUUGAAGCAAGCGAGAGCGCUAGUAAAAAAUAAGAAAAUAAAACCGCUAGAAUUUGUGAGUACACUAAACACUCUAGUGCAACGAAAGAAUGUCGAAGAGCCGACAGAGUGCCAACCAACGGUGAAGAAAAGUCCCAAUUGCGCCAAAGUACAAAAGAUGCUCAACUUCAUACAACGCAGUAUGAAAACGAGCGAAAGAAAAGGUUGCCCCCUAUCACCGGCUGGAGCAUUGUCCGAUAACGAAGAAAGUAGUAGGAAUUACGAUGGCAACUUAGAUCCCCCAGAUCGUUGGCGGGGUCUUUCGCAUCUAGCAACACAUAAAACUAUUCUGCAAUCAAUGGCUCGAUGCCAACAGAGGAAAGAAUGAGGUUGAUCAGACAUAGCAUUACUUGUCAUAGGUUCCUAUGUUUAAGCAUAAAAAAACUAAUACACGAUAAUGAUAUAAAUGUGUGUUUAACAUAAGCGUGUGUGUGUGUGUGUGUACUGGCCGUACCACACCAAUGGUAGCUAAAUUAUGUUCGAAAUAAGUUAUAAAAGAGAAACGGAGAAGAACGUCAUGGUCGGAUGCUAUGUACAAUACUACAAUGACGGUGGAUAAUGGAUAUCAUUUUGCAUUUGCGUAGUUUCUUUCUUAGUAAACAGCAAAAAUAAUAUACUUUGAAGAAUAUGUUGCAAGUAAAAGAAUUAAUUCAGCACUUUAAGCAUAACGAAUCGAGCUGGGAGCUUUAGCUUUAGAAGGACAAAUGUCCCAUUGGAUAAGGCUUGCUGUUAAUAUUAAGCAUUCAUUACUCGUCUGUGGUCAGAUGCAAUCGUUCGGCAAAGUAUUCUUCGCGAGCGACACCAAUAAUUGCACAGGCAAUGCAGUUGCCAGA
Anopheles merus is the source of this 1933-nucleotide messenger RNA. RefSeq lists its product as uncharacterized. The transcript has 2 exons. NCBI's taxonomy places the organism in Eukaryota, Metazoa, Arthropoda, Insecta, Diptera, Culicidae. The coding region runs from base 121 to 1428 and encodes 435 amino acids. The record is from RefSeq and is a predicted model, not a curated record.